This is a messenger RNA of Fusarium vanettenii 77-13-4, 800 nucleotides long. Its product is annotated as 60S ribosomal protein L27. The transcript is spliced from 3 exons. Gene Ontology annotation, cellular component: cytosolic large ribosomal subunit; ribosome. NCBI's taxonomy places the organism in Eukaryota, Fungi, Ascomycota, Sordariomycetes, Hypocreales, Nectriaceae. Gene Ontology annotation, biological process: translation. Gene Ontology annotation, molecular function: structural constituent of ribosome. The record is from RefSeq and is a predicted model, not a curated record. The coding region runs from base 59 to 466 and encodes 135 amino acids.
CGGUUCACGACGCCCAACUAACUUCAUACCAGCACAAUCCGACUACCCACCGGACAAGAUGAAGUUCCUCAAGGUCGGCCGAGUCGCCAUCAUCACCCGCGGCAGAUACGCCGGAAAGAAGGUUGUCAUCAUCCAGCCCGUUGACAACGGCAACAAGCCUCACCCUUUCGGCCACGCCCUGGUUGCCGGCAUUGAGCGCUACCCCUCCAAGAUCACCCGCCGCAUGUCCAAGACCCGCCAGGAGAAGCGAAACAAGAUCAAGCCCUUCAUCAAGGUCAUCAACUACAACCACUUGAUGCCCACCCGCUACACCCUGGAGCUUGAGGGCCUCAAGGGCUCCAUCUCCAACGACACCUUCAAGGAGGUUUCCCAGCGCGAGGACGCCAAGAAGACUGUCAAGAAGGUUCUCGAGGAGCGAUACACCAGCGGCAAGAACCGAUGGUUCUUCACCCCUCUCAAGUUUUAAAAAGAUCGUUUCUCCAUCACGGUUAGGGAGUUGGCGGGAUGUAAAGAGCAUCGAUUGGCAUUAAGGAACCCCGGUUUUUAUGGGCUCAAUAUCAAGUUUCUUAAAAAAUCAGAUCUCUCUUUGCGGCGUGUGACUGUAGCGUCAAAAUACAACGCGAAUCGGACGGACGUGUUGGCCCCGACUGAAAGGACAUCGGUGGGGAGUUGCUGUGCUGGUGUUAUCUAUCCCAAGAGGUCAUGGUCAUGGCAAAUGCAAAUAGGCCCCGGCGACUUUGCUUGACGGUCAAUGUCGGUGAGGUAGUCCAAUAAAAGAAAUGAAGCAAAAAAUUACCGUC